CUCAGUAGGGCGCGUGAGGAUUGGGAGGUGCGCGUGCGGGCUGCCGAGGAGGGGUUUGACGGCGCCGUCACGAAGGAUGCCGGGCUCGCGACGCUGCAGCAACACCAACUCAAGGUGAAUGGGAACGCGCGCCACGGUGUCAGGCUCGUCACACCCCCCAGUCCACGCAACAUCUCGUCUGACUCGGGCGAGCGCCAUCGGUGGAAACGAUCGACAAUCUCCCGAGGCCGAUCGCGUUCGCACUCGGCCGAGUCAAACAAGGAUGACGGUGGGUACGCGAGCUCAUUCGAGGGCGUGACACUGCUCGAUGACAAGCGCCAGUCAGCUUCCAAAGCACGCACGCGCGUGCCCUGGGCGCAGGAUGAUUCGGAUUCGGACGUGCGUCAUGCAAGCAACGAUGCAAGGAUCAUGUCCUUGAAGCACUAUCCCAUCACCUCAGAGUUGGUCCAGAAGGCAUCGACAGGGUUCACGAUGGCAAUGACGACGGAAGAUGACGCCGCACACGCCUCGUCUGCCGCCGCCGCCAAUCUGAAGGGCGCACACCUGGCGCCAGUG
Messenger RNA from Heterobasidion irregulare TC 32-1, 555 nucleotides. RefSeq lists its product as uncharacterized. NCBI's taxonomy places the organism in Eukaryota, Fungi, Basidiomycota, Agaricomycetes, Russulales, Bondarzewiaceae. The transcript has a single exon. The record is from RefSeq and is a predicted model, not a curated record. The annotation marks the transcript as partial.